Messenger RNA from Phaeodactylum tricornutum CCAP 1055/1, 912 nucleotides. RefSeq lists its product with no specific name. Gene Ontology annotation, biological process: L-phenylalanine biosynthetic process. The annotation marks the transcript as partial. The transcript is spliced from 2 exons. Gene Ontology annotation, cellular component: cytoplasm. NCBI's taxonomy places the organism in Eukaryota, Bacillariophyta, Bacillariophyceae, Surirellales, Neidiaceae. Gene Ontology annotation, molecular function: prephenate dehydratase activity; chorismate mutase activity. The record is from RefSeq and is a predicted model, not a curated record.
AUGCGUGUAGCCUACCAAGGCGUAUCGGGCGCCUAUUCGGAGAAGGCAACCCGUGAGCUUCUCGGACCAAAAGUGACGGCCGUUGGGCAUCCAAACUUUGAAGCCUGCUUCCGAGCAGUCGCCUCGGGCGAGUGCGAUUAUGCGUGCUUACCGAUAGAGAAUUCUCUUGGCGGUAGCAUCCACGAAAAUUACGACCUCAUGCUGCGGUAUGAUCUCACCAUCAUCGGAGAACACGACUUUCGUGUCAAACACUGUCUCUUGGCCAAACCCGGCGUCAGACGAGAAGACAUCAAAUACGCCAUAUCACAUCCUCAAGCUUUGGCGCAGUGUGACAAUUUCUUGCGGGGACUUGGCAUUACUCCGGUGGCAACGUACGACACAGCAGGAUCGGCAAAGAUGAUAUCUGAGGGGGAAGGCCUGCCGGAACGACCAAAGUGCACGCCAGAGAAUACAGCAGCCAUUGCUUCUGACUUAGCGGGAAAGACAUACGGCCUAAACUGCUUGGGCGAAGGUAUUGAAGAUGACGAUACAAACUUUACACGAUUCUUGCUGCUCUCCCGAAAGGAUGUGGUACAAUACUUGACAAAAAAAAUCCCAGCCAAAACUUCAGUCGUCUUCACGUUGCCCAACACCCCUGGAGCUCUCUAUAAAGCUCUCGCUUGCUUUGCGUCACGCGAUAUUGAUUUUUCCAAGAUUGAAUCCCGUCCGACAUCUGCAUCCCUUUUGAACUUUUUGAAAUUCAAGUCGCAGCAGAUGGGAAAGAAAGCACGAAACAAAGCCGAUUUACCCCGUUUCCGCUACUGUUUCUAUCUUGAUUUCCUGGCGAAUCAGUUGGACGAGAAUACGCAGAAUGCCUUAGCUCAUUUGCGUGAACAGGCCGACUUUGUCCGUAUUCUGGGUUCGUAUCCACAA